GACGCAACUGUGCGAAUUUGAAGUCUGUUCUAAACAUCAAGUUAACAGGAUUUUUCCGGAACGGGAUGUUACGCUGUUAUCAAAAGGCCUUAAGAGAGUUAGAAGAAAGCAGAGACAGACAGAAGGCUGCAAGCGAGGUUGAACAACUGAACCUGCUUCACGGCGAACAAGUCAAGAAUGGUGAACAUUCGGUUAGAGAUGGAGAAAAAGUCGAAGGUAAACGUGAUAAAAUGCAAAAGAGAUCCCACAAACAAGAGGAUUUUUCUACAGCAAAAAGCACAUCGCGGAAGCAUCAUAAACCCAAGAAGAAAAGGGAAAAGGAGCAGCCGGAAAAGAGGAAAAAAAAAGAAUUGGAAACUGUACACGAUUCAACGACUAUCAUCGAGGCAGCAGCUCCUGAAUGGGAUGAACAGCUAAAAUAUAAUAAAAAUGGAAUCAACAGGAAAGCGAGAAAAUCAAAGAAAAGACAUGGCGAUGAAGCAACUUACACGAAUGGCGAUAAAAGAUGCGAAACUCAGGCAAAGAAACAAAAAAGUGACUUAGAGAUUGCUUCAGAUACAGGAAAGAGGAAAAAGAAAUUAAAAAGAGUGCACACGCCAGAAUUUCCAGAGGGUACAGACGAAAAUCACAAGAAGCUUAGUGACGACCUAGAGAUUGUUUCAGAUUCAGAGAGGAGGAAAAAGAAAAAGAAAUUAAAAGGAGAGCACCCAUCAGGAUUUCCAGAGGGUACAGACAAAAAACGCAAGAAGCAUAGUGACUUAGAGAUUGUUUCAGAUACAGAGAGGAAGAGAAAGAAAUUAGAAAGAGACCACCCAUCAGAAUUUUCAGAGGGUACAAUAAAAAAACACAAGAAGCAUAGUGACUUAGAGAUUGUCUCAGAUAAAGAGAGGAGGAAAAAGAAAAAGAAAGUAAAAAGAGACCACCCAUCAGAAUUUUCAGAGGGUACAGUCAAAAAUCACAAGAAGCAUAGUGAUGUAGAGAUUGUUUCAGAAAGAGAGAAGAAGAAAAAGAAAAAGAAACUAAAAAGAGACUGCUUGUCAGAAUUUUCGGAGGGUACAGUCAAUAAACACAGGAAAGAUGAAAAAAAUAAUGGUGAAAAUUGUACUACAAGUGAUCAAAUAACAGAUAUAAACAAGCAGGCAUCUGUGGAGCAGUGUAUACCAGAAAGGUCAAAACAUGAUGUAAGUUCUCAAGGAGAAUCUUCUCAGUCAAACACUCAUCAUUCAACAGACAGCCCUGGAAAGGUAUCUCUAAGACCUAAUCACAAAAAGGGGAAGAGACACAAAAGCAAAGACAAUUUGAUUGGAAACAGAACCCUCAGUGAAAGUGUUGUAAAUGGCAAUAAUCACAGAACUGGAGUUACGGAGAAUGUAACUGUUAAGCCAAACAUUGAUAAGGCAAAGUUAGCAGAAGCUAUAAAGAAUUCUGAGAUAAUUCAGGAAAACUACUACCUUUCUAAAGCACAAAGAAUUGAAUUCAGUGAACAAGGAAUAACCAUAAGAAUAGGACAAUGGUCCACACAUGAGAUGGAGUUGUUAAGAUAUAACAUGGCUCAAUUUCUGAAGUGUCAUAACCUCUCAGAUCCUGCCAGGCUCCUGUUUGCUUCACGAAAUAAGGAUUCAGAAGAAAGGAUUUAUUGGACUCGCUUUGUCCGUAGAAAUAAACUUCUCAAAGAGCUUGGUAAAGGUAUCCAAAGGUCACCGCUUUCUAUCUACCAAUGUGCAAGAAGGAUUUAUGAUGAAAAGAAUUAUGUUGGAGCGUACACUGAAAGUGAGAUUCAAAAAUUGAAAAGGUUGGCGGAAAUACAUGGCUCAGAUUGGGUUGGUAUUGGUGAGGUGAUGGGUAGAAGUUCCAUGUCUUUGAACCGCAAGUAUGCAAAACUAGUAAAUGAUGAAGUUGAAGAAAAGAAAGGAAAAUGGACAGAGGAGGAGAUUCAUCGUUUGAACGAAGCUGUCCAUGUUGUUACAAAUACUUCUGAGGAGGAGGCAGUUUAUCAUGACAUUUACUGGCCGGCAGUCUCGCAGAUGGUCAAAUCGAGGGGCACUGAACAGUGUAGAAGAAAAUGGUUGCACAAGCUGUGCUGGAGCAUGAAUGACAAUGAGGUCCAGAGAUGGACGAAAAGUGAUGACAUGACACUUGUGGAAAGCCUGUAUGAGUCUGAAUACAUGGAGGAGUUUGAUGUGGAUUGGAUGGACAUUCAGUCCGCGUUUGAAACUAAAUACUCGCCACAUUUUCUUUGCCAUAAAUAUUUAAAUCUCAAGAAGAGCGUACCCAACUACCAACUGUUAAACUUUGAAGAAAUUGUGGAUUAUCUGUACCAGCUCUUUGUAAGAGCUAUAUUGGAAGCCGAGGCACAACUGGACAGCGGAUUGCUCAGCGACCAGACAGAGUAGUUACAACCUGUGUUUGCCGUUGUGGCUACAUGACCCAGAGAAGACAAAUUUCAGAGAGGAGAUAUUUUUUUAUUUCUAGGGGAAAAAAUGGAAUUUUCGAGUGGAUUAUAGUAGCAUUUCCGGGAUUUGCUAUAUAGGCACACUAUGUGCUGCGCGUUAUUUCCAUGACAUUUUUUUAGUGACUGCAAUCCCAUAGUCGGCAGACGUAUAUUCUGCAAGAAGUUUUGUCCUUCGAGAAAAGCGUAGCAAUUAAUUUGAUCCUUCUCAUCCCGUUUUGUUUCUUCAAUUUCCUUUAAUUGCUGGCUGUGAUUUUACAAGAGCUUAAAAAUUCACGCAGACUGCUUCGAAUCCCCUUAUUUCUCCAAACGU
Messenger RNA from Pocillopora verrucosa, 2762 nucleotides. Its product is annotated as transcription termination factor 1. Gene Ontology annotation, biological process: regulation of transcription by RNA polymerase II. NCBI's taxonomy places the organism in Eukaryota, Metazoa, Cnidaria, Anthozoa, Scleractinia, Pocilloporidae. Gene Ontology annotation, molecular function: DNA-binding transcription factor activity, RNA polymerase II-specific; RNA polymerase II cis-regulatory region sequence-specific DNA binding. The record is from RefSeq and is a predicted model, not a curated record. Gene Ontology annotation, cellular component: nucleus.